AUGCCUCGCCAACCUCAUGAUGCCUUGACGACAGCGGAGAAAGCCCUUCACGAUCAGACAAAUCUCCUACCAAGCCGACAGCUCAUUUUCUGUUUAUGCAUUCUAUCACUUGGCCAACUGAUAUCCUUCAUUGACCAAAAUGGAAUAUCAACCGCUUUACCUACUAUCGCUGCAGACUUGAAUGCCGGCGAUACAAUCUCCUGGGCAGGCACCGCAUCUCUCCUAGCGAACACAACAUGCCAAAUGCUAUAUGGCCGAGCAUCCGAUAUAUUCGGUCGAAAGACCGUUCUCAUCAGUGCAGUACUUCUACUUGCGAUUGGCGACCUUGUUUGCGGGUUGAGUACCAGCGCAGCGAUGUUCUACGUUUUUCGAGGCGUGGCAGGUAUUGGUAGCGGAGGAAUUACGAACCUUACGAUGAUUAUUCUGUCUGAUGUUGUGACGCUAGAACAGAGAGGAAAGUAUCAAGGGAUUGUUGGAAGCAUGAUUGGGCUGGGAAGUGUGACUGGUCCAUUCUUUUCCGCGGCUUUUGUAUCAAGGGCAACGUGGAGAGGAUUCUUUUGGAUGCUGGCGCCAUUGGGCGCGUUGAAUGCGCUUUUGGCUUUCUUUUAUCUCCCAUCUAAACCGCCAAAGACUACUUUCAAGGUUGGAGUUAAAGAUAUUGAUUAUUUGGGAGCAUUGACUUCGUCAAUCGCAUCGAUACUACUUCUUAUCCCAAUCUCAGGAGGCGGAUCAUAUUUCUCAUGGGACUCCCCUUUGGUGAUUAGUAUGCUUGUCAUUGGAACUGUGGCUCUGGUUAUUUUCCUUAUUUCUCAAUGGAAGCUUUCAAAACUUCCUAUGAUGCCAAGGGCUGUCUAUCAAUCCACGGUAUACUAUAUACCUUUAUAUCUACUCAACGCCCACGGUUUAACUGUCUUCGCUUCUGCCGCUAUAUUCGCUUCUUUGGCUGGAAUCCAGGCAGUGAUGUCUGCAGGAUCUGGGUUUUUCAUAAGCCACUUCAAGAAAUACGGCAUUGUCAUUCGCUUUGGGUUUGCCAUGUGGACACUGUCAACCUCGCCUGGCGUCCUGGUGGUUUGUCUACUUGUUAUUGGAAUUGGCGUGGGCUGUGUUUUUCAGCCAACACUAGUCGCUCUACAGAGUCACUCUGUCAAAGAAAGACGAGCUGUUAUCAUAUCAGCUCGCAAUUUCAAUCGCAGUGCCGGUGGUGCGUGUGGCCUUGCUAUUUCCGCUGCAACCUUACAGGCCCGACUUAGGUCUAGUCUCCCGCCGAAUUUAUUGUAUCUCGCUAAGUCCUCAUAUUCCCUUCCUAAUUUGAAGGGUGGAGUACCAACUGCGGUGCUGGAUGCGUAUAUGGCGGCCAGUCAUAUGGUGUUUAUCGUACAGGUACCAUUGAUUGCCACGUGUUUCUUGGGGUCAAUUCUUCUUCGGGACAGGGGUCUAAUCCCAGUGGGGACACAAGCUGUUCAAACCUCUCUAACAGAAAGAGGGGAUCAGCGUGAAGUGCUCCCCGACACUAUCGGGGAGCAAAAUAUUAAGAAGGCAUGA
Molecule: messenger RNA, 1542 nt
Organism: Penicillium angulare
Lineage: Eukaryota; Fungi; Ascomycota; Eurotiomycetes; Eurotiales; Aspergillaceae
Product: MFS transporter
Exons: 3
Coding region: 1-1542 (513 amino acids)
Biological process (GO): transmembrane transport
Molecular function (GO): transmembrane transporter activity
Source: RefSeq, a predicted model, not a curated record